AUGGCUCCUUACUAUGAGUUUCUGAGCGAACGCGCAGUCGAGGGCGCGCAGUCGCCGCAUCUCUACAAGCGCGAUCUCACCGUCAACCAUACACAAGCAGUCACACUCGGCGUAAUGGCCGCCUACGUCGUGGUAAUCGCGCUCCUCUGGAAUCUCCCUUAUGUCCGAUACUCCCUGUGGCCUUUCAAGAUGCUUGUAAUCGCCUUCCACGAAUUCGGCCACGCGAUCACAGCCUGCUGCACAGGCGGUCGCGUGAAAUCCAUCUCUCUGGACCCGCACGAGGGCGGCGUAACGCACAUGCAGGGCGGGAUCAGCGCAAUUACCCUCCCGGCAGGGUACCUAGGGUCCUCGAUCAUCGGGGCGCUGCUCAUCUUCGCCGGGUUCAACAUCAUCGCGAGCAAGGUCGCCAGCAUUGUCUUGGGAAUUUGCUUCCUGUUGACACUGUGGUGGGCGCGCAGGGAUUGGUUGACGAUCGUUACGGUUUUGCUCGCGGUGGGCUUGUUGGUUGCCUGUUGGUUCAUUGCGCACGGGCAGGCGUUGCGGUGGGUUGUUCUAUUCAUUGGGGUCAUGUCGGCGCUGUAUAGCGUUUGGGAUAUCUGCGACGACCUCAUCCUUCGGAAAGUCAACUCCUCCGACGCAAGUGUCUUUGCGCAACGAUACGGCGGUUCCUCCCGCUGCUGGGGAUUGCUCUGGUCGCUCAUUUCCCUAAUCUUCAUUGCCAUCGCGAUUGUCGCUGCGAUUGCGGCGUUCCCACAGUCAUUUAGUCAACAGGAAGACGAUUCACAAAAUUUCCUUCCGACAAGACUCAAGAUGUUUUAG
This is a messenger RNA of Aspergillus calidoustus, 819 nucleotides long. The record is from the annotation of a GenBank genome assembly. Lineage: Eukaryota; Fungi; Ascomycota; Eurotiomycetes; Eurotiales; Aspergillaceae.